AUGCUCAACUCCUCCUUCGCCUUUUGGCUGUUGCCUAUCCUCUUUGCUCAACUUUUAGAAGUUGCUCUGAGCAGCAAUAUAUCACAUUCCAAUUCUUGCCCUGAUCUCUUCACCAUCUGCUGUUUACUUGAAUUUGAAGGAAAGAAAAAAAUGUCUCCACUUCUGAGAAGCGUUGUUGACAUCACUGAAGUUUUCAACCAAUAUGCCACACAUACUUGUGAUGGAGCAUCACUGAGCAAGAAAGACCUGAAGAACCUUCUUGAAAGGGAACUUGGAACUGUCCUUCAGAGACCACAUGACCCUGAGACCGUGGAUCUGACCCUGGAACUUCUGGACCGAGACUCCAGUGGGCACGUGGACUUCAAUGAAUUCCUCCUGUUCGUCUUCAAGAUGGCUCAAGCUUGCUACUAUGCUCUGGACCAGGCCGCAGGGUUAGAAGAGGAGAAGCGAGUCCUGCCUGAGCGAAAGAGAGACCGCAGGCAGGAAGACCAAAGGCGAUUGGAGCCCCAGGACAGACAGCGGGAUGAAGAGCCUGGGCGCCGAAGCUGGCAGAAGACGCGUGAGCAGGAGGAGCGCGCAGAGGAAGAGCAGCGGGAGCAGCGGAAGCAGCUGCGCGACAGGCAGCGGCGCGACAAGGAGCAGCGACUGCAAAGGCGCGAAGCCCGUGACCUGGAGGAGCGCCUCGCCGAGAAGGAGCCGUUGAGCUGGAGCAAAGGCCGCGAUGCGGAGGAGUUUUCUGCGGAGGAGCAACAGCAAAGGCUAGAGGGGCGCGAGCAGAGGGAGGAAGAGAGACGGCUGCAGCAGCGCGGGAGGGAGCUGGAGCAGAGGCGCGAGCAGCAGCUGCGCCGCGGGAGGGAGUGGGCGGAAGACACCGAGCAGGCGCGGGCUAAGCCCGGCGAGAGUCGCCAGAGGUGGCAGUUGCAGUUGGACGAUGAGGCGGACGCGCGCCAGAACAAAGUCUACUCCAGGCCCGGCAAGCAGCAGGAGCAGAGGCUGCGCCAGGAGCGCGAGGAGCUGCGACGCCAGGAUCGGGAGCUGCAACAGCUGGAGCAGGACGAGCAGCUGCGCGAGCUCGGGAGGCCGCGGGACGCCGAGGAGGAGCUCGAGCAGCGGAUCCGGGAGGACGAAGAGCAGUACCGCCGGGAGGACCAGCAGCUGCGCCGGGAACGUGAGCAACUGACCCGGGAGGACGAGCAGCAGUACCGCAGGGAGGACCAGCGCGGGGAUCUGACCUGGCAGUGGCAACCAGAGAAAGAGCGCGAAGCUCGAAAGAACAGGAUCACCUCCGAACGCAGGGAGGACGGAAAGAGCAGGCAGCUGGAAGGCCCCCGGGAGAGAGACGGGCGAUCCCUGCAGGAUGGCGGUCCUCUGCGAGAUGAGGAGGGGCAGCGAGCGCUGGGGCAGACCAGGCGCCGGCAGCCGCGCGACCUGCAGGCGGAGGAGCUGGAGCGGCACUGGCAAAGGGAAGCCGGAGGGCCAGAUGCCAAGGAGCGCGACGGAAAGUACCGUCAGGAAGAAGAGCUGCGCCGGGAACAGGAGGAAGAGCAGCUGCGCCACCAGGAGCGCGACAGGAGGUUCCGCCAGGAAGAAGAGCUGCGCAGGGAACAGGAGGAAGAGCAGCUGCGACGCCAGGAACGGGACAGGAAGUUCCGCCGGGAAGAAGAGCUGCGCCGCGAACAGGAGGAAGAGCAGCUGCUGAGGAAGGAAAGGGGGGAGAAAAGACGCCUACAGGAGAGAGACGGGAAGUUCCUUGAGCAGGAAGAGCAGGAGCGCGACAGGAAGUACCGUCAGGAAGAAGAGCUGCGCAGGGAACAGGAGGAAGAGCAGCUGCGACGCCAGGAACGGGACAGGAAGUUCCGCCAGGAAGAAGAGCUGCGCAGGGAACAGGAGGAAGAGCAGCUGCGCCGCCAGGAACGGGACAGGAAGUUCCGCCGGGAAGAAGAGCUGCGCCGGGAACAGGAGGAAGAGCAUCUGCGCCACCAGGAGCGCGACAGGAAGUAUCGUCAAGAAGAAGAGCUGCGCAGGGAACAGGAGGAAGAGCAGCUGCGACGCCAGGAACGGGAGAGGAAGUUCCGCCGGGAAGAAGAGCUGCGCAGGGAACAGGAGGAAGAGCAGCUGCGAAGCCAGGAGCGCGACAGGAAGUUCCGCCAGGAAGAAGAGCUGCGCAGGGAACAGGAGGAAGAGCAGCUGCGCCGCCAGGAACGGGACAGGAAGUUCCGCCGGGAACAAGAUCUCGGUCUAGAAAGAGAAGAGCUGCAGCUGAGGCGCCAGGAACUUGAGCUACAGCUGAGACGGGAACGCGACAGGAAAUUCCGCCAAGAAGAAGAGCUGCGCCAGGAGCGGGAAGAGCAGCUGCGCCGCCAGGAACUAGACAGAAGAUUCGCCAGGGAACAAGACCUCGGUCUAGAAAGGGAGGAGCAGCAGCUGAGGCGCCAGGAACAGGAUCAACGGCUAAGACAGGAACGCGACAGGAAAUUCCGCCAGGAAGAAGAGCUGCGCAGGGAACAGGAGGAAGAGCAGCUGCGCCGCCAGGCACGCGACAGGAAAGUCCGCCGGGAACAAGAUCUCGGUUUAGAAAGAGAAGAGCCGCAGCUAAGGCGCCAGGAACGUGAGCUACAGCUGAGAAGGGACCGCGACAGGAAAUUCCGCCAGGAAGAAGAGCUGCGCAGGGAGCGGGAAGAGCAGCUGCGCCGCCAGGAACGGGACAGGAAAGUCCGCCAGGAAGAAGAGCUGCGUGGGGAACGGGAAGAGCCCCUGGGCCGCCAGGAACGGGACAGGAAAGUCCGCCAGGAAGAAGAGCUGCGCGGGGAACGGGAAGAGCCCCUGGGCCGCCAGGAACGGGACAGGAAAGUCCGCCAGGAAGAAGAGCUGCGCGGGGAACGGGAAGAGCAGCUGCGCCGCCAGGAACGGGACAGGAAAGUCCGCCAGGAAGAAGAGCUGCGUCGCCAAGAACGGGACAGGUACUUCCAAGAGGAGCCGCAGCUGCGCGGCUGGGAACGAGAGCAACUUCGCCAAGAGCAGGAGAGGAAGUUCCAAGAAGAGCAGAUCCGUCGCCAGCGGGAAGAGGAGCAGAGGCGCCGAGUCCAGGAGAGACAAUCCCAAGACAAGGGUUAUCCGCGUGUCCUAGAGCCCGGCACACGCCAGUUCGCCAGUGUUCCGGUGCGUUCCAGCCCUCUCUAUGAGUACAUCCAAGAGCAGAGAUCUCAGUACCGCCCUUAAAGGAUGCUGCCAAGGUCCCGACCACCUGCCAAAGCUUCAAGCAGAAGAAAAUCAGAUGUGAUAACUCGGUAUUUCUGGUUGUGGGAAAACUCUAAUCUUAGAAUGUGUUUUUUCUUCCAAAUUCUUAAACUUCGUUCAUUUCACUACUUUCUACUGCCUUCCAUUCUUCCUCGGGUAGUUCUUUAUUGCAAGAUGUCUUAGUUCUUUGGUGCAGAGUCGAUGGGCACUUUUAAAAAUAAGUCCUUUAAUUUGCUUCACAAAUUUUGUUUGAGUGGCAGGUUGAUUAUUGCCUUCAGAAGCAGCAAGGUGUAAUGCAGCAAUUUUUUCAAACGCCUUGGGCCCUCUAUUUUUAGGCCUAGCAUCCUGUGGAGAGCACACAGUUUUCAAGUUGACAUUUUCUUUGACCUAAUACCCAAGUAGUUUUUGUGGCAUAAUUAUCACAGAUUCCAUCAGCAGGCUGAAAUUUACAUUUUUCGAAUAAUGCAGGGGAAGUGACUUCAGAAAAAUUUCCAUGUGAAAUCAGCUCCUAACUGGAAAAAGAAAUCUAAGAGUAAGAUUUAGCUGGAAAAUUAGAAUUUGGCAUUAAAUUUUUAGACUUAAAAUUUUCAUUAAGCAAGAGCACGGUGCUUCUCAAACUUAACUCUAAAACUCUGCUAUAAUUUGUAGCACUCAGUUCCAUCUCCCCAAGUUUUGAUGAGCUUAAGAAUAUUGCUAUUUUUAUACUUUUUUGGCUUAGAUGGAACUUAUUCAAGCUCCUGUAAAUAUCUGUCUUCCUCUAGGGCAGAUGACAGUUCACAGUGUUAGAGGAAGGAAAGAGGGAAAUGUGUGAACACAGGGACAAAUUUCUAAAGGUUUGCUGACUAGACUCAUCAGCCCACAAUCCUUUGAGGCCUUAGACUACCUUGAAGACAUUCUUGUUGAAA
This is a messenger RNA of Nannospalax galili (Upper Galilee mountains blind mole rat), 4142 nucleotides long. It is a transcript of the gene Tchh, whose product is annotated as trichohyalin. The transcript is spliced from 3 exons. Gene Ontology annotation, molecular function: calcium ion binding; transition metal ion binding. The coding region runs from base 1 to 3219 and encodes 1072 amino acids. The record is from RefSeq and is a predicted model, not a curated record. Gene Ontology annotation, biological process: intermediate filament organization. NCBI's taxonomy places the organism in Eukaryota, Metazoa, Chordata, Mammalia, Rodentia, Spalacidae.